GGUAAAUAUAGACUACGGCAGAGCACACCUCACCGAUUACAGAGAUGCCCUAGCCUGAGAGCGAUUGUGUCACACACACAGCCCGAUCUGUUCAAAAAAGCUGGACAAUGACAGGUGGACCAGAUUGCUUCACUGCAGUGGUCGGCCUGGUGGUGUUAAGUCUGACCCUGCUGAUCUCUCUGUGUCUUAACGUCAUCCUAUGGAUUAAAAAAGGAACAUCGUCAUGCAGAGACACAGAUGACUCCUGUUGCCAUCACGUUACUGAAGAAGACAUCAUUUCACGGAGCGAAGGGCUUUAUUUUCAUGGUCUCAGACAUCAAGAGCAGCAAGAAACCCCCCACACACACGAUGAGCAACAGGAAAAUCCAAUCUAUGGCAACAUCCGCAGAGAGAGAAGAGGUGAGGAGGUUUGUUAUGAGAUGAUGACCAUGCAACGCUCAAGAGACAGCACGAAGCCUGACCUGAAUUAUGCGUCGCUGGAUCUGAAGAUGGCGAAAAAGCACAAGAAGCACCGUCAUCAGCAAAGCCAGGGACGAGCCAAGCUUCAGGAUCAGGCGGCGGCCCGCCUCACGCCUCCCGCCAACUCCUUCCUGGAGGUCGACGCGGACGUGGACGCCUGCCUCCCUUCCAGGGACACCAGCACCAUGGUUUCACACAGCAGCAUCUACCUGAACAGCCAGCAGAUCGCUCUGGAGGCCGAGGAGAUGGAAAGAGAGAGGAGCAUGGAGGACGUUGGCUGGCAUGGUGAGAACGAGAGACAGUGGAGCGGAGAUCAGGAGGGUCGGGACAGGAAAGACGAAGACGGCGGGAACAAUGAGAACGCAAGCGCAGAGCUGUCGAAUGGAGAAACCCUUCGGAGCAGCGCAGAUCAUUUUAUACACAGCUUCAGCCAAGACGACAACCUAGGAGAUUAGCACAGUGUUACUUUAAGACUGAUUUCUACUUUCAAACUGAAUAAACAUCACCCCAUAGCUGUGCGUUUUAAAAAAAGAUGUGCUGGCUUCACUAUUCAUGGAACUUUGCAUGAUUGAGCAAUUUCCUCUCUGAAGCAGACAAACUACCUCUUCAACUCUUCACAUUGAGCAACUGAGGAACAAAUGAGUCUCUCCUCAACCGGAGGAUGCAAUAAGUGUAAAGUACAUCACAAGAAGAAAGGAAAGUCUGCGUGUGACAUUUAGAGGUCAAGCACCACGUGGAAAUGUUCAUUUUAUCGCAAAAGAGAGAGAAAAACCACAAAUCAUCAACGGGCACACAGGAAAUUUCAGUGUUUUCGUGCGUUGUCAACACAAAAGGCACGAGGAAAAACAAUAUUUUACAUGAGUUUUCCACAGGAGUAGGCGACGUCCGGUAUUUUAUUGAGUAUUUGUCAAAGCAUGUGUGAGUUUCCAUCUCAUUUAAGAAUGAAAAUAAUGACAUGAAGAAUUUGAAAUUGAAAUAAAGAAACUGAGUGAGA
Molecule: messenger RNA, 1453 nt
Organism: Salarias fasciatus (jewelled blenny)
Lineage: Eukaryota; Metazoa; Chordata; Actinopteri; Blenniiformes; Blenniidae
Exons: 6
Coding region: 108-914 (268 amino acids)
Biological process (GO): positive regulation of T cell receptor signaling pathway; negative regulation of receptor recycling
Cellular component (GO): T cell receptor complex
Source: RefSeq, a predicted model, not a curated record